This is a messenger RNA of Dendrobium catenatum, 195 nucleotides long. RefSeq names its product NADH dehydrogenase [ubiquinone] 1 beta subcomplex subunit 3-B-like. Gene Ontology annotation, cellular component: mitochondrion. NCBI's taxonomy places the organism in Eukaryota, Viridiplantae, Streptophyta, Magnoliopsida, Asparagales, Orchidaceae. Gene Ontology annotation, biological process: electron transport chain; mitochondrial respiratory chain complex I assembly. The record is from RefSeq and is a predicted model, not a curated record. The coding region runs from base 1 to 195 and encodes 64 amino acids. The transcript has a single exon.
AUGGCAAAGCCAUUAGGGCUGACUGGUGAAUUCUUUAAAAGGAGGGAUGAAUGGAGGAAGCAUCCGAUGCUUGUCAACCAGUUCAGGUACGCCACACCAGGCCUUAGCAUCGCCCUCGUCGCCUUCGGUGUUUACCUUGUCGGUGAGGCCGUUUACAACUGCGUUAACAGCUCCGAUCCCCAUGCUGCUCACUAA